This is a messenger RNA of Mangifera indica (mango), 1602 nucleotides long. RefSeq names its product BTB/POZ domain-containing protein At1g55760-like. Gene Ontology annotation, molecular function: protein binding. Bases 392 to 1375 code for a protein of 327 amino acids. The record is from RefSeq and is a predicted model, not a curated record. The transcript is spliced from 4 exons. NCBI's taxonomy places the organism in Eukaryota, Viridiplantae, Streptophyta, Magnoliopsida, Sapindales, Anacardiaceae.
UUCUCCUGUUUAAGUAUAGUGUAACCCAACAACCCUUUCACCAAAUCUCUCUUAUCUCCUCCUAUUCUUCUUCCCCUGCGAAACAAGCCAUCAUUCUUCAGCUUUAAUGGCGUAAAGCAACACCAAAACCCUUACCCUUGCGUGCUUGAAAACAACAACAAAACAAACAACACAUUCUGAACAUAAUCCUGUUUGUUUAUUUUUUGUGUCGGGGAUCAUUUUGAAAGCCUGGAAACAGUGUGAAGAUUGUGUUGUUUGGUGAGUUUUUCCUUGAUGUUUACGAAGAGAGGAAAAUUUGCAGAAAGUAAAUCUGGGAAAGGGCCGAGAGUAUUUCCUGGAAGGAAUAUUUGAUUGCAUCCAUGAGAUCACAACGGCCCUGCCUUUCGCUAGGAUGAGCGACUCUGCAUACAAGGUUGAAACGACUUCUCGUCUUGCCCAAUGGCGGAUAGACAACUUCGCUUCUUGUUACCGCAAGUCCGAUCCUUUCAAGAUCGGUAAAUGGAACUGGCAUCUUACAGUAGAGAAGAACAAGUUAUUUUUUGUGAAAUUGUAUCCUGAAGUUUCAAAUUUUGCAAGAGAUAAUCCCCCAAUUGCUUCUUUCAUUAUUCGGGUUGUUUGUUCUGUUGGAGAUCACAAGUCUUUGACUCAUCCAGAAAUCAUAGACAAGAAGUUCAAGAACAAGGAGGAUUUUGUCUGGGGAAUUGAGGUUCCCUUGACUGGAAAAUUCAUCAUUGAUGUCGAAUUUCUUGAUUUAAAGAUUGUACCUCCAGAAGGUGGAGAGCCUUGCUCUAUUUGGGCGGAAGGGUUCUCUGAAAAAAGAUCAAAUGCGAUUGCUCUUGCAUCUCUUAGUCGAAUGUUGAGGGAGAAUAUCCACACGGACAUCAUUAUUAAUACUUCGGAUGGAAGUAUUGGAGCUCAUCGUGCCGUUCUUGCAGCGAGAUCGCCUGUUUUUCGCAGCAUGUUUGCGCAUGAUCUGAAAGAGAAAGAGCUUUCAACUAUUAACAUCUCCGACAUGUCGAUAGAAGCGUGUCAAGCUUUUCUCAAUUACAUUUAUGGGGGUAUCGAGCAGGAAGAGUUUUUCACCCACCGGUUGGCACUUCUUGGCGCAGCAGAUAAGUAUGACGUCUCAGAGUUGAAAGAGGCUUGCCAUGACAGUCUUUUGGAAGACAUUGACACACAGAAUGUGCUUGAGAGACUGCAAAAUGCAUCUCUAUAUGAAUUGCCGAAACUGAAGAGCUGCUGCAUGCAGUAUCUUGUGAAGUUUGGCAGGAUAUAUGACAUUCGAGAUGAGUUAAAUGCGUUCUUGCAGUGUGCAGAUAGAGAGCUUAUAGCUGAAAUCUUUCAGGAAGUUCUCAGUGCCUGGAAAGGUUUCUGAAAUUCAGCCCACAAAAGAAAGAGAGAAACAGGAAUGCCCAUGAAAUGGAUUGUUUGAUAAAUUUAGUGUGCAGGAUUUGUUGGCAAGAAGAUGAUUCUUCGUUCAGAUGGAUUUUGUUUUGGUACAGAAAUGUAUUGUCUUUCAGGGAAUAGACAGAAUCCAUAUUCAUGAAUUGUAAUGAUCUAAUUUAAUAGGAAUGGAAUUGAUUUGAAAUUCAUAUUCUACAA